Messenger RNA from Cheilinus undulatus (humphead wrasse), 3804 nucleotides. Its product is annotated as Krueppel-like factor 15. The transcript has 3 exons. Gene Ontology annotation, molecular function: DNA-binding transcription factor activity, RNA polymerase II-specific; RNA polymerase II cis-regulatory region sequence-specific DNA binding. Gene Ontology annotation, biological process: regulation of transcription by RNA polymerase II. The coding region runs from base 415 to 1671 and encodes 418 amino acids. Lineage: Eukaryota; Metazoa; Chordata; Actinopteri; Labriformes; Labridae. The record is from RefSeq and is a predicted model, not a curated record.
AUCACUAGGCCACAUUGUGUCCUGUUAAGUCGUGCUAAAGAAAUCCCUCCAUCAACACAUGGCAGUCAGAAUUUAUCGAGCGGCAGCCAAUCAGAGGGCCCCUUUUAGGGCGAGCCUCCGACAAGAUCAGCCAAUCAAACCCGCUGAACGGGACCCGUGCCUCCGAGUUGUGCAGCGAUGCGGUCACGUGACGCUGGGAAAAGGAAUGCCAACAUGGACCCGUGGCAAGGACGGGAUGUGAGUGUGCUCCGACAAUAACACGACGGUGGAAAAAAGACAACACGAAGAUUUAAAACCACGUCGACGGAGCUGCGUUUGUUCACCGAGCCUUCUCACAACUACACACGAUUUUUGUGAUCCUGCUUCUGGAUAGAGUUUCCACCACAUCCUCUCCUCUGCACUGGGCCUGGAUCAAUGGUGUCUCUCAGCAGCAGAACGCUGAGCUUGGAGAAUGACCUGUUCAGGGACAGCAGCUUGUUCUCCCUUGGCCUGGGAGACAGUGCCUGCAGCGAGGGGGGAAGUUCAGCCUCCUGCGACAGCCCUGAGGCAGGGCAGCUGGGGGCUAUGCACAUCUGCAGCCCUGGAGACGAGGAGGAGGAGGAGGAGGAAGACGAGGAAGAUGAGGAAGAUGGCACACGUCUGCAUAUUUUCCUUGGAGAAGAACCUAAGAGUGAGGAGCCUAAGCUGCCAGAAUUCCCUUUCCAUCCCUCCUCUCCAUUCUCUCCGACCCUGGAGGAUAUUGAGGAGUUCUUAAGGGAAAAGAUGGAGCUGGUUAAAGAGGGGCUGCUGGCCCCAAAAGAGGAAGCCUGCCCCCUUCCAUGCAGUAACACUCCAUCCUCCACUCCACCGAUAGCUGCUUCCUCAGAGACUGGCAGUGACCCAGAGACUCAAACUUCUCAUUGCACUUCAAACUCAGACACCCCUAAAACUGAGCAAAGCAGCCCCAGCUCGGCUGAACCUUCCCCGAGUGCCCAACUUAAUCCCUCACCUUCCACCUCCAACCCGCCCGUGCUCCUGGGUGGUCCUGUGGUGCUUCAACUCCAGCCCCUUCCCCUGACCCAGCCUCAGACCUCAGCAGGCUCUCCACCCGGGGCCCAAAGUGGCAUCUGGCUCACUCACCUAGUGAUGGGGCUUCAGGGUACAACAGGACAAAAUGUCACCCUGCUGGCUCCACAGGUGCCCUCCACCCCCACUACACUGCUAGCACUAAACAGCGGAGAUGGCAAGUCAGCUGACCAGAAGUACGUGAAGAUUGCCCCACUGCCCAUCACCAUGAGGACUCUAGAGAUCACUGGUGUGACUGGGGUUGGAGGACAGAGUAGCGGCCUGUUGAAGGCCGUUGCCCCCAGGGUGAACAGAGUGCCGCCCACAGAGAGGGUCCACAAGUGCUCACAUCCAGGCUGUGGGAAGAUGUACACCAAAAGCAGCCACCUGAAAGCGCACUUCCGCCGACACACGGGAGAGAAGCCCUACACAUGUAGCUGGCCUGAUUGUGGGUGGAGGUUCUCCCGAUCAGACGAACUGUCUCGUCACCGUCGCUCUCACUCUGGCAUCAAGCCGUACGAGUGCUCUCUCUGCGAGAAAAAGUUUGCCCGUAGCGACCACUUAUCCAAACACACAAAGGUCCACCGCAGCUCCAGGCCCAGCAGGAUUAUCAGAGCCACUGUGUGACACCUACAGCUGGUCUAAACCUCGCACUGCCUGACCUGGUUCAGCUUUGACCGGGGGGCUCCCUCAGGACUUUUGGUGCUUCAUAAGCAGAACUUUCAGAAGAAUCUUGAGCUGGCUGAUUUUGUCCCCCUUAUCGUUUUCCACCCUGCUGUUUAUCUUCCACCGUUCCUUCUGAGCUGCUCAUCUGACACUGAUUGAACAGCCUCCUCAGGAAGAACUCAGCUGAAAGUGAAUUUCCUGGCCUUCAAAUACAUGUACACAGAUACAAUAAAAACACAAUGGGAGACAGUCUUACAGCGGCCCCUCUUGCGAUCACUGCUUGCCUUCUGUUCCUGUUGCCAAGCUACCAGGUGCUGCUAUAAGUAGGUUGGUAAACAGCGACAGGAGUGUUUGUAAUUUAAUCAUUUCCUUUCUUGCUUUGAGUUUCCCUUCUUUAUCAAAACCAAACUUCAGGGUCCACAAGGAUGAAGCUACCCCGUGUCUUUGUAGCUUGCUAAAAAUGAAGAUUCAUUAUUUUUGUUGUAAAAUAUAUGUUCAUAAGGCCUGUAAAGGACAAUUAAAUGAGGGGUGAAAUACCUUCGGGUGUAAUUCCCUCUGAUUUAAAGAUAUGGCUCUUGCUAUAAGUAGCAAAAGCUGAGACGUUUCUGUGGGACUUGUGGCUUUGCUCACAAUUUGGCCGAGCCAAGUGGAACUUUCUGUGUUUUAUUUGCUUCCAGAUCUGGCCUUUAUGCAUUUGUCCAAUCCUAAUUGACCCUGUUUUGACUCGUAUGCCUUCUCUCAGCCCCUGUAUGACCUAAUCUGUAUCGAUGCCUUUGUCCAAAUCACAAAACCUCUUUUGAUUCUACUGUUAUCAUAUGACUGCUCUUAUUUAACUGUGAUCCUGAAGUGGGGGUUGCCAAACCAGAAAUCCCUGUUACGGCCCUGUGAGAGCCUGAAAACGACACCCUCGGUGCGUGACAGUUUAUAAGCUCUUUGUUCUCUGAAAUUCUCUUGAAAUCUUUGUGCAGCCGACUUAUGUGGCCUGGAAAAUGUCUCAGUCUAUAUGUUAUGUGUAAGCUCAAUGGUGCAGAAUUGUUGUAAAACACUGCUUUUUUCACUUACAGUAGAAUUUACUGUAAAACAUUUUUGGUUUCCUAUAACGGCAAGAAAAGCUAAUGGGUUAAACAGCUGGCAAGGCAGCUAACAUCUACUCAAUCAUCUGUAUUAGCGUACGUAAUAUGAUGUGUAACGGACUAAAAUAACAUGUACAGCUUGUAGCCUUUAUAUAGAUUUUUUUUAAUCAAAGAGGAUCUUCAAUCAGUGCAUUAAGCUAUUCAGUCAUGUUUUCUGAAGAGGUUUUCUCGGUCUGUUAUGUGAGUUUGAUUGUAGCGUGAUCAAUCUGUGGAAUGUCAGGCUGAAUAUGGUCUGGGAUUUGGGGUCCCACUCUGUCCAUUCACAAACUAUUAAGCUGAGUCUGCUGGUUUCAAGUGCACUUGUGUUAGUGGAGAGUGACAAACAGUCAUUGUGCUCUUAUGGCAGUUCUAUAAAAUGUUAUGGAACCUUAAAAUGCCAAAAAAAUUCAGUACAUUUACUUAGGAAGGUUAAGCUGCACUGUGUAGUGCAGUCAAGCUUGAUUCCUUCUGUAAUCCCAACACUUUGGUGCUUGUAAAUCUACCAGUGCUUCACAUAAAUAGACUAUAUAAACUGACAGUAUGAUGCUUCAUAUAACUGGAUUGUCUGUUGAACCUGCAGACACUUAUUAUAAGCUACAGGUUAUUUGCAAUUUAAACUGAGCUCAGAAACAUUGGUGCUUUUUGGAUAAAGCGGAGCACUUCUGUAUGUAGCAGUGCACUCUUAUUUACACAGCAAUCACCAACAUAUCUUUGCCAAUAGCAUAAUGGACUCAAUAGAUUUCACUCCAUAAAAACAUCCAUGCUUAAUAAUGUAGAAACCCAUUCAAAGCAGACAGACGGGCAGACGUGUUUAUCCGUCUGAACUGGUGCUGUCUUUGUGUCUGAGCCUCCCCAGGCUGCUUCUACUGACCUACAUCCAGACCUGUAUUCCCUAAUCAUCAUCAACAUCCAGUUCUCUCUCUGUUCUCUCUCAGUCCUGCCUGUGUAUGUGGUUGAGCACAGGCUCAAUUUUUUUUGAAUA